Messenger RNA from Diaporthe batatas, 3709 nucleotides. RefSeq lists its product as uncharacterized. Gene Ontology annotation, cellular component: mitochondrion. The transcript is spliced from 2 exons. The coding region runs from base 272 to 3130 and encodes 952 amino acids. The record is from RefSeq and is a predicted model, not a curated record. Lineage: Eukaryota; Fungi; Ascomycota; Sordariomycetes; Diaporthales; Diaporthaceae. Gene Ontology annotation, biological process: mitochondrial translation; leucyl-tRNA aminoacylation. Gene Ontology annotation, molecular function: leucine-tRNA ligase activity; aminoacyl-tRNA deacylase activity; ATP binding.
CUGGAUAGACUGAGAUUCGACGACUUGAGCGUAUGGCGCCUACCGUAAGGUGCCUGUCUGAUCGUCCAUGAGUGAUGACAGGACCCUGAACUACAUGGCCACAAAGUACCUGUCACCGGAGCUUGGAGCUCGAAUAUUUCUGCUCAGGUCCUUGUCCAGAAGGACAUCUGACGGCAUGGACUAAUAAACAAAACAUUACUCUCCCCUGCCGCGCAAACGAAGCACCUGGCUUCAACCUGUAAUUCGCAGCACAGCAAAGAAUGCAUUCACCAUGCUGUCGACACACGCAAGGGCCAUAGGUCGGCGAUUGCCCCUCCUGGGCAGUACAACGCCCUUCCUCUUGGGCAGCAGAAUAUCUUGCACUCGUCACGCCGUGCCGUCAUGGCGCGCCGCCUCAACAGCAUCGCAGAAGCUCGACCUUCCAGCCCUGGACAGGAAGUGGCGGGCGGAAUGGGAUCGCAUCAAGGCCAGCCGGCCCCCCAGCGGCCAUGGCGAGCAGCACAAAGAUAGCAAAUACAUCUUGCCAAUGUUCCCGUACCCUUCGGGCUACCUGCACAUCGGCCAUCUGAGGGUCUACACAAUUGCCGAUGUCCUCUCCCGUUUUCAUACCCUUCAGGGCAGCAAGACCAUCCUCCCCAUGGGCUGGGACUCCUUUGGUCUGCCUGCGGAGAACGCUGCCCUUCAGCGAGGCAUCAACCCUGCCACGUGGACCAAGGGCAACAUAGCGAAGAUGAAGGAGCAGCUGCAGUGCAUGAACGGCAGCUGGGACUGGGAGCGUGAGAUCUCCACGUGCGACCCCGAGUUUUACGAGCACACCCAGCGCAUCUUCCUCAUGCUCCACGAGAAAGGUCUCGCGUAUCAGGCUGAAGCCGAGGUCAAUUAUGACCCCGUUGACCAGACUGUGCUGGCAAACGAGCAGGUUGAUGCCAAUGGCUGCUCCUGGAGGUCCGGCGCCAAGGUUGAGAAGCGCCGUCUGAAGCAGUGGUUCUUCAAAAUCUCAGAGUUCCGUGAGGAGCUUCUCCAACACCUUGAGGUGCUCGCCAAAGAUGAGUCCUGGCCCGAGCGGGUCAUCGCCAUGCAGAAGAACUGGCUGGGUAAAUCACAGGGUGCAAUGAUCAAGUUCCCCAUCAUGGCCCACAGCAACGACGCCCAUGCUUCCAUCGAGGUCUACACCACCAGACCCGAUACCUUGUUCGGCGUACAAUACUUGGCGUUGUCUGCAAGUCAUCCUAUUGUCGUCCGUCUCUCAGAGACUGACCCUGAGCUCCGGGCUUUUCUGGAUACCCUGCCAGGUCUCCCACCCGAUUCCAAGGUCGGCUAUAUGCUGCCCAGUAUAAGGGCUAUUAAUCCUCUUGCGUUCCACGAGAACACACCGAACCCAACGAAGGAGUCUCUUCCGGUGUACGUCGCACCCUACGUUCUUGGUGACUACGGCGAGGGCGCGGUCAUGGGCGUGCCAGGCCACGACCUGCGGGAUAAUGCUUUCUGGAAAGAGCAUCACUAUGACCAACCUGUUCGAACCGUGCUAGCAGCAUCCGAAGACGAAUCCACGACAGCAAUUGCCAAUGAACCCUUCUUGGACCACGGCGUUAUGAACGCUCAAAGUGGCCCAUUCAAGGGCAAAUCAUCCCGAGAAGGGGGCCAGAUGCUGAUCAAGAUCCUCGAGUCCGUAGGGGUAGCAAAAUCUGUUGAAAAAUGGAGAUUGCGAGACUGGCUCGUUAGUCGACAGAGGUACUGGGGAACACCCAUCCCGAUCGUGCAUUGCGACUCGUGUGGUGCGGUGCCGGUCCCUGCUGAGCAACUCCCGAUCAAGUUGCCCGAGGUGGACAACCAUUGGGCUGAGGGUAAACCGGGAAACCCACUUGAGUCGGCAACCGACUGGGUAAACACGUCCUGUCCUUCGUGUGGUGGCCCUGCGAAGAGAGACACCGACACCAUGGACACCUUCGUUGACUCGAGCUGGUACUAUAUGCGUUUCAUCGAUCCGAAGAAUGAUGGCGAACCAUUCUCAAAAGACAAGGCGUCACUUCUUCCCGUGGAUCUCUACGUGGGCGGUAUAGAGCAUGCGAUUUUGCAUCUCCUCUACGCGCGAUUCAUCUACAAAUUCCUGAUGGGCUCGUCUCUUGGCCCCGCCGAACCAUCAGGCUCUGUCCACGAGCCAUUUACCCGCCUUAUCACGCAGGGAAUGGUACACGGGAAGACAUUUAUUGAUCCAUCGAAUGGUCGGUUUCUGAAACCUGAAGAGGUGGACCUCGAGGACCCCUCUAAGCCAAGAGUGACUGCUACCGGAGACCAGGCAGUCAUUAGCUACGAGAAGAUGUCAAAGUCCAAGUUCAACGGAGUGGAUCCCACAGAAUUCAUCGCCAGAUACGGUGCUGAUGCAACCAGGGCACACAUGUUGUUCCAAGCACCUGUCAGCGACGUGGUCAACUGGGACGAGGAUAAGAUCUCGGGCGUCACACGUUGGCUUGGUCGGGUGCACGACUUGGCGAAGGCUACUGCCACGCUCAAAGACACCGUGGACAAAGAGGCGACCGAGCAUAUCAAAGCCCGUGCAGCGAGAGUUCACAGUUUGAAAGGUGCCGAGCUUGCCCAGUGGGACAUCGACACUGGCGUCUGGCGGGACGUCCAGAAUACCAUAGCGUCGGUCACAAAGUCGUACCAUGAGGUCUACUCCCUCAACACUGUGAUCUCGGACCUCAUGAUCCUGUCCAACACAAUCGCGUCCCAGUCGAGCGCCACCGAGGUAGUCCGAGCCGCUGCAGUCUCGACGCUUGUCAGGAUGCUAGCCCCCGUUGCACCAGCAAUCGCUUCGGAGUGUUGGGAGAGUUUGGGGAUGCAGGAGCCACUCUUCUCCGGUGCAGUGCAAUUUCCGGUGCAGGACGGUACUCUGUCGCUCAUGAAACCCAGGGAACAGUCUUGUGCUGUGCAGAUCAACGGGAAAGUUAGGGACGUUUUGGAGAUUGCCGUGCCACCAGAGGGCUUGGGUCAGAAAGAAGUGGAAGCAUUGGUUGUAGAGGAGAUCCUGCGGAAGGCCGGAGACAAGAAGCUCCCGGCCGUGGAGGACCUUCGCGCAGCGAAGAAGAUCAUCGUCGUCAAGAACGGCAGGGUCGUGAACUUUGUGCUGUAGACGGAGGAUGAUACCCAUAUGCAUUCAUAGAACCUCCACCCUGCCGCCAAACAAGGCUGGGAGGCAGGGCCUAAGUGGUAGAACAAAAGCAGACUCUCAGCUGCACUGUAUUAAUACCGAACGACCGUGGCCGCUCCCUCUAAUGCGCACUGCUCUACUCCCCUCCAAGACUCUGGCAGAUACAAGCUCGUCCUCCUCGGGUGCCGCGUCCGGCCAGUCCCUCCAAACCUCGACGCUCACAGGGGAGGAGCCCAGACCCGCAAGCCCCCCGUGCCGCAGCGCCAUCUCCGCGACGCGAAGCGCCUGGCCCAGGUCCCCGACCUCAAACAGCAUGACCUUGGGCCCGAGCCGCGCUGCAAUGUCGAGCAGCCGGGCGUAGAACACGUCCUCGUGCCUGACGGCGCCGGCGCCGCCGUAGGCCACAUCCGGCACCUGCGCGAUCCUCGGCUCGUAGUUGCGGACGCUGCGCGCGGUCUGGUGGGAGAAGGCCCACCGGGAGACGUAGGGCGGGUUGCAGACCAUGACAUCGCAGCCCUCGACCGCCGCCGGCACACCACCACCACCACCACCACCACCACC